Malassezia globosa CBS 7966 is the source of this 2529-nucleotide messenger RNA. RefSeq lists its product as uncharacterized. Bases 1 to 2529 code for a protein of 842 amino acids. The transcript has a single exon. The record is from RefSeq and is a predicted model, not a curated record. Gene Ontology annotation, molecular function: ATP binding; nucleic acid binding. NCBI's taxonomy places the organism in Eukaryota, Fungi, Basidiomycota, Malasseziomycetes, Malasseziales, Malasseziaceae.
AUGAAGCAUCGUAUCUCGACAUGGGCCGAUGAUUUAGAAGUGAGUCAGAUCCGUACCUUGCCUGUGCCAUCCUUGGCUCAGCUCUUGCACACAAAUGAGCGUAUCGCUAGUGUUGCGCACAACGCUGCGGAGCGCUUUCCAUCGCUGCAUGUACGCAUUGCGGCUCGACCGACACCUAGUGCUCAUGUCUGCCUCGAUAUCAGUGUGUGGCGCACAUUUGUGUGGGAUGAGCGUAUACAUGGUGCCUCUUUGCCAAUUGUCUGGUGGGUCCAGGACGCGACACAGCGUGUCGUGUACAUGGACCGACUGACUCUGCGGCCCACGCAGGGCUCCUUCGACAAAGGUAGCACUGACAACGUCAGCCAUCCUUUCGAGCGCGAACAUGGCCAGUACCAAAUGCAAGUGUACGUACCCCUGUCACCUGCAGAUGUGCGUCCGACGUCGGAAGCAGCCUGUGAAUUUGUGUGGUCCUCACUGCACUGGCUUCACGCUGAGGGAUCGGUGUUCAUGAAUGUUGAUCAUCUUGAAUGUCCUUCACCCACGCCCAGCACGACCCUUCUUCCCCUCCCUUUGUUGCCACUUGCCUCUCUACAGGACAUGCCAUUAGCUGAUGGACUGGGCCAUGUUCACACCUUGAAUGCGAUCCAAACGCAGGUUUUCCACACGUUGUCGCACUCGCGAGCAAACGUGUUACUAUGUGCACCAUAUGGCUCGGGUAAAUGGACGGCCGCGCUGUUUGCUAUUGCGCGCGCAUUCAAACAGGAUUCAGAAGCUGGCGGGGCCGCCAGCAGCAGCAAGAACAGCGCUGCAUCGUCGGGUAUGAUUCUUAUCAUUGAGCCAGAUGCAAAACGCAUCGGAAGUCGAAUCGAUACACUUACGAAGCUCGCUCCAUUUUUGGGCGACAUACACAGUGUACAUGCGUCAUCGACUCUCGAGCAUUGCAUGCCGCGGUCCAUUGUCAUCAUGACACCAGCAGAUGCAGCGAAUGCGCUAAGCGGAGCGACCGCUGCUCAUGCCCAGUUUCCGACACUGUCACUCGUGAUAUGCCUUCACAUUCACAAACUCACGCCUGCAUACGAGUUAGCGAUCAUGCAGAUUCGCCGAGCACAACCAUCAAGAUGUAUUGCCACUGCACAAUGCCUCAGCACAGCAGCAAGCUUCGCAGCCUGGCUCCAUAUACCCACACAUGCCAUGUCUGCAUUUGCUCCGUCGGAUACACCCUACCCAGUGUCUAUGUCAUUUGAUACGGUCGAUAUACCAUACUCCGAGACGCUUGUGCGUGCGUACGCUAAGCCAGCCUUUGAUUGUCUCGAGACGCAUGAGGGUGAGGUGGGUCUUCUGUUUGCUCCUACACGUGCGCAGUGCAUCACAGCGGCACAAGAGCUCACGGCACGAUUCGCGAUGAAAGGGUUUACAGCGCAUCCCGACGUCGAGAGUGCUGCACAAUCGAUCCAGCAUCAGGGCCUAGCACAUCUCGUGCGCCAAGGCCUUGCUUUCUGGCAUACAAACCUUUCAGAACGGGAUCGGAGCACAGUCGAGCGUCUUGCCGACAUGCGAUGGAUUCGCGCUGUUUUGUGCUCGUUUGAGGCAGCCGAAGACGUGCCGAUCCAAACGUCUCUCGUCAUUGUCCUUGGCACGCAAUACACGACACAUGCGUCACGGCAUGUUCAAGAAUACUCGCUUGAACAGCUUUGGUCGAUGCAGCGGCACGCCGUUCGACCGAAUUCUACGAGCGGCGAAUUUCACGUGUUAUGCCAGCAGCAGAUGCGUCCUUCACUGGAGCGCCUACUUCAGACGCCGCUCGCCGUCGAGUCGAGUCUAUCGGAGCGCAGUCCAUCCGUCCUGGAAGCACUUGCACAUGAGGUAAUGGCGCAGCGUGUCAUGACACGUCGCGAUAUCGUUAUGUGGCUUAGCACGUCAUACUUGGCAAUCCGAGUGCGAUCGAAUCCCGCUUGGUAUGGGGCGCCAGGUGAAAACGAGCGUACGGACCCUAGCACCCACGUAUCCAGUAUGGCUGAUGCCCUCUUGGCACAGGGUGAACGCCUCAGCUUGUGGCAUGUGGACGAAAAUGAUCAUAUCCAUGCCUCGUUUAUUGCGCAAACAGCACCACCUGGAGGCAUUCAGCGUCUCUGUGCCUUUGUCGAUACAGUAUUGCUGUGGCGCAAAAUGCCGGAUGCCGUACAUCAUCAAGACAUAUUCAAUGUUGAUGGAGUGGAAGCCAGUGCCUUUGAUAACGAUGGUAGCAUCGCUCGUGAGGCCGACCAAGCUAACGCGAAGGUCACGCAGCCUGAGGGGCUGCAAGAGAAUUGUGCGAAAACGAUGCUUGAAGCCGUUGAUGCGCUUGAACGACCAACACUUCCGCGGAUUGUGCUAGCACACUGGCUCACGCCGCUUGUGAGCACACGCACGCUGUAUGAGCUAGAUCAGGUGCUCAUCCUAAAAGCCGGUGGACAUGCAGCAGGUCGAAUCAUGCAGAUCCGACAUGCUAUUCUCCGGCGCAUCAUGUCAGGCCCAGGUACUCCGCCGUAA